Messenger RNA from Schizosaccharomyces osmophilus, 1587 nucleotides. RefSeq names its product Noc complex subunit Noc202 (gene noc202). Gene Ontology annotation, cellular component: Noc2p-Noc3p complex; Noc1p-Noc2p complex; nucleoplasm. The coding region runs from base 1 to 1587 and encodes 528 amino acids. The record is from RefSeq and is a predicted model, not a curated record. The transcript has a single exon. Lineage: Eukaryota; Fungi; Ascomycota; Schizosaccharomycetes; Schizosaccharomycetales; Schizosaccharomycetaceae. Gene Ontology annotation, biological process: ribosomal large subunit biogenesis.
AUGGGAAAAGCUAACAAAGCUACCAAGAAGUUUAAUAAGAAUCAUUUAAAGGACACUUUGCAGCGAAGAAGACAAUUGGCGAAGGAGAAGAGAAGCCAUGAAUCAAAAACGAAGAAAUCUCCAACAACUCAAGAGGAAAAGUCGAUUUCAGAUGAUCCCAACAAGCGAUUUCAAAGGGAGGAUGUGUCUGAAUUUUACGCCAAGUUAGAUCCGUCGAAGGCAGCCUCCCGGAAAAGUGGAGAUUUAGUGAAAGAGCAUGAUCAUGCGCCAUUAGGCAAUGAUAAAGCUCAGGAGUCUGAAGAUGGUCUUUUAAGAUAUUCAGGAAAAGAAUUGGAAGCAGCCAUAGCAUUCUGUCGGAAGUUGUCUGGUACUGAACAGCCUGAUUCUCUGAUUUCGAAUUUACCUGAGGAAUUGAAUAAGAAACUGACAGAGAUGGACUUUGAUCAGCGUUCUAGCUUUUUACAAGAUUGUCGUAAGAGCUUUGCUAGCCUCCUGAUGAAUGAGGUUUUAUCUUCUGGAGGCGAUAUACAAGUUCUGUCGUCUGUCGAGGAAGUUAUUUCGCACAUCAAAAAUUUUUCCUCUUUUCCACCUGGUUUUAUUGCGAAAGCUUGUCAAAUUUUCAUUUCUUAUCCAGAUGCUCGCGAACAAAUUCAGGCGAUCAUAAAUAAUGUCUGUAAAGCUAGUCCUUCAUUAAUAGUGACAACAUUCCAACACUUCUAUGUUCAAUUGCUAUCCUUCUUUAAGUCGUCGCCGAAUCAAAGUGGAAAUUUAGAUACUGUUGAGGAAAUGCAAUUGUUUCUAAUUGAACUGUUAUCCUUAAGUCCUGACACCUGCAAAAAGAUAUUCUUAAGCUACACGGAUCAACUAAACGUUCAUUUGCAGAAUUGUUUAAAGCAGGCUGAUAAUGUCGAUGCCCAUAAAUUAAUUUACAACUGGCAGUUCAGUUUGUCCCUACAGUUUUGGUCUGAGGUAGUAUGUCUUUUAUGGGAAGAUUUACAAAUUAUUUGCAAAGAGAUCUCUCCUCAGUUAAUUAAUCUUAUUUUAGAUACCAUGAGACUUAUUCCAACAGAACAAUAUUAUCCCCUGAGGCUGCGUCUUCUUUCUUCACUAGUUCGGAUUUGUCGAAGCACUCAUCUCUAUAUUCCCUUGUCUUCACAGUUUGUUGAAAUGGCUCCUUUCUUUUUAAAGAAGAGCCGUAACUUAACCCGUGGUGAGGAUUCGGCGUAUAGCUUCGACGUUUUAACGACAUUACAUAUCCCUAAGGAAUGUCUAGCUUCCCAAUCCUAUCGCAAGAAUCUUAGGAAAACAUACCUUUCAAUGAUGACGGAAUAUUAUGCAACGUUUUCCAAUUCAAUCGCUUUCCCUGAAUUAGUUGUUCCAGUCAUUAGUCAGUUACGAAUUUUUGUUUCUCGUUACCCUUUUGAAAAUAGUAUAUCCCAGUUUUUGCAAAAAUUAGAGGAUACAUAUUCGUUCAUUCAACAGAAACGUUUAAAUAUUGAGUUUACUCAGAAAGAUCAUUCACAAGUAAUUGCUUUUGAGCGGGAUCUUGACUGGCGAAGCACACCUAUUGGCAAAUCCGUUAAAUAA